GCGGCCGCGAGCCGAGAUGCCCCGACCCGAAAGAGAUAAGCCGCCACCGCCGCUGGCCGGAGCCAAAUGGCGCUGCUAUCGCCACCCUCCGCUCCGCCCCUGCUCACACCAGCUCGCCACCGCCUCGCCUCUCCCCAUCUCCUCGCCAUCCCGGCGUCACCGAGCUCUCUCCUCUCCCUCCCCCACCACCACCACAGCCUCCUCCUCCCCUGCGCUGCCAACGCCUGGCCGCCCCGCCGGCACCGUCGCCGCGGCAUAGCCGCGUCGCUCGGGCAGGAAGAGCCUGGAGUCUCCGACGCCCCCAUCACCUCCGAAGGAGAGUUCGGAGAGGGCGACUCCGAGCUGCCGAUUAACUUCGAUGCAGAGGCAGGCGCGGUCGCGGUUUCCGCCGAGCCGCCGGCGGACGCCAGCCUCGAGGACCUGGAGAACAUCCGAGAGAUCAAAAGGGUGCUGGAGCUUCUUCAGAAGAACAGGGAUAUGACCUUCGGCGAGGUUAAGUUAACUAUCAUGAUUGAGGACCCUAGAGAUGUAGAAAGGAAGAGACUGCUAGGCAUAGAGGAUCCUGACGAACUUACCAGGGAUGAUUUAGCUGAUGCUUUGGUUGAGGUUAAUGAAGGACGAAUUCCAGAGAAUCGUGAUACUCUUAGGUUGCUUGCCAAGGAGAUGGCAGAAUGGCCCGAUGUUGAUGUAAAGAUAGAAAGUCAAAAGGGCAAGGGUUUCUUUGGCAGAUCUGUCUAUGCAAAGGCCACAGAUACUGGCAUUGAUCCUGUGGCAGCUGCUAAAAGACUCAACAUUGACUGGGAUUCUGCCGCUGAUAUAGAUGAAGCAGAGGAUGAGGAUGAUGAAGAUGAAGUUCCAUCAGCAGUGGUAAGGGAUACGGUGCUCUGUAUCUGUUGACGGCUUUCCCUGUCAUUAUUGGAAUAUCGGUCGUGCUGAUCCUUUUCUACAACUCUCUACAGUAGUGCACCUUUGCUUCUCGAGAAGAUGCUGCCUUUUUCUUGUAAAGCCAAGUUACAACGCCGCUGAAUGAGCACCCCUUUCUUAGUCUCAUAGUAAAAUAGUUUCUGCAAUGGUAUGACAACAUUGUAAAGCUCUGAGGUUGUACACCACACAAGAAGGAAAAGGUCUUGAAAUAUUGGCUUUUUCUAGGGAAACUGAAAGCUGAUUAUUCUGCGGUUUUCUUUA
Aegilops tauschii subsp. strangulata is the source of this 1185-nucleotide messenger RNA. NCBI's taxonomy places the organism in Eukaryota, Viridiplantae, Streptophyta, Magnoliopsida, Poales, Poaceae. The record is from RefSeq and is a predicted model, not a curated record.